AAUUAAUUAAUUUAAUAAAUAGGACAUCGACUUUGGGCUUUAUGGAUGAACCGAAAGCCCGUUUAACACAUUUAUUGGACUUUAUGGAUGAACACAUUUAUUGGGCUUAUUUAGUUUAUAAUCAAAAAGCCCAUUUCAAUUUUCAAAUCACUCACCUGCUUUUUCCCUCCGACCACACCUCGAUGACGAUGAACUGAAAAACAAACCCUAGAUUUUGUUCCCAAUUCGAAUUUCACCUCUCAUUGCACCACCAACACCUAGCUAUGUCGAAAAAUUCUUCUUCUUUCUCUCCUCAGAAGGAAUCAAUUGUCGAAACCCAUGAUCCUGAAGAUACUUUUUCCUCUCCAACACCUGUGAAAACGAAAGAACCCUCGCGCAUUAAGACCAAUGAAAACCAACCUGCUGAACUCCCACACAAGUAUGGGAUCUUAUUGGAGUUUUUUGAGCGCAUGACUAGUUCACUGAGGUUGCUGUCUCUACGUAAAAAAGAACCAAUUUUUCAGAAAAUUUCAAAUCAAGUUGAAAUCCUCACAGGAAGAAAAUUCUUGUUCGUACACCUUGCACAAAUAAAAUAUAUACUUCCUGAAGCAGUUCUGAUUGAUAAGAUUCUCAUACACGAUGAGAAAACCAAAUGCAUGAAGCCAGAUAUGAAGAUUGAACUGCUGUUUGAUGUUGUGAAAGAUAAUCAUGAAGAAUCUGCAUUUAUCGCUCUGGCCAAUGUUUUCUCGUCUAGGCUAAGGGAGUUUUACAUUACUCAUCCUGAGGGUUGUGAUAUCCCUAAAGCUGCACUACCAGAUCCAUUCAGCCAAAAAAGUAUCAUUGUCAAGGAAGACUUAAUCUAUGAGGACUUGUCAACUUUGUGUGAGAAAGAGAUGUUAAAUUCAUCUCAUCUCCAUCCUUCAUUUAAAACACACUUCCUUCACAAAGCUGCGGCUGCUGUAGAGAUUGAGAAGACUGAUAUCCUUUCACCUGUGAAAUGUGCUUCUGAGGUUAAUGGAGAGAUUGAAGAGAUUGAAAUCGUAACAUCGCUUCCUGGUUCUUCUUCCACCGUCAAUAUGAGUGAGAGCACUCCUAUGAAGCCUUUUGUAGGCAGUGACAGUGUUUUCGUUGAAACACCAGUACAAUCUACUCCAAUGAGGUCGAUUUCGCCAACUAGAUUGGUGCUCACAUGUGAAGACAAGAACAAGAAGACAGCAAGCCAAAACAGCAAGCACUCCACUUCAGUUGUUAAGAAGUCAUUAGAUUUUUAUAGCAUGGAUAGUGACCACACUACCUUAUCAUACAAUCAACAGUCAUUUUCCCCGUCUGACCUUGUUCUCUUGAUUCACCAAAUAUUUCGAUCAGUUGACUUUUGUUCAAUCACAAAGGAAGAACUUGUUCAGAAGAUUAUUAUGAACAGUUUCGACAUCGAUGACCACGGUGAGGUUGAAACGCAAAUUCAGAACCUUGAGAAGCUGGUUCCAGAUUGGAUUUAUAAGAAAGUGGAACCUAGUGGUGACCUUCUAUACAAUGUGAAGAAAGUAUCAGAUGUUAACUCCAUUUGUGAGAGAGUUGAUGGCAUUUGAUCCGAGGGCAUACUAAUUUGACAUCCAUUUAAGUCUGAGUAUCGAAACUGAAGUAUUCAAGUUAUUUUCUCCCUCUUUUAUUGGGUGAAUUGAACAAGUCUUGGAACAGUAAUUCUCAUGUAGAUGAUUGUAACAAUUGAUAAAUCUUACUGUUGCCAGUUGGUCAUAUUUUACUUGGUGUUGAGGAGUUGUGAAUUCCCAUUGUUAAAAACGAUUAUUUCAAUUUAAUUUGAUUGUUGUAAACAUUUCGAAACCAUGAAAUAUUAUAUAUUUGAUUUUUUGGUUUA
This is a messenger RNA of Erythranthe guttata (spotted monkey flower), 1852 nucleotides long. RefSeq names its product CDT1-like protein a, chloroplastic. NCBI's taxonomy places the organism in Eukaryota, Viridiplantae, Streptophyta, Magnoliopsida, Lamiales, Phrymaceae. Gene Ontology annotation, biological process: regulation of DNA-templated DNA replication initiation; mitotic cell cycle; DNA replication preinitiation complex assembly. Gene Ontology annotation, cellular component: nucleus. The record is from RefSeq and is a predicted model, not a curated record. Gene Ontology annotation, molecular function: DNA polymerase binding; DNA binding.